Messenger RNA from Sturnus vulgaris (Common starling), 6927 nucleotides. The record is from RefSeq and is a predicted model, not a curated record. Lineage: Eukaryota; Metazoa; Chordata; Aves; Passeriformes; Sturnidae.
AUGAAUUUCGGAGAAGACCUCUCCGAAUUCUGGACGGCACUGGAGCAGCGUCACACCAUCCCGACCCAGCGCGACACGUCCGUGCGUGAGGGACGUGGCUGCCGCUGUCCCCCGGCCAUGGCGCUGGGUGGGUGGUGGCCCCCAGGGUACGAAAGGGCGGUGGGGCGGGGGCUGCGCGGGGCGGUGGCAGCCGUUCUCCCGCCCCCUCCCAGACGCUUGUCCUUCCCAUCACCGGCGGCGGCGUUCCGGAGUUGCUCCCGCAGCGGCGAGUCGGAGACACCUGCGUGGCGGUGGCGAGUAGCAGGGCAUAGGUUGCCCGUGAUGCCGGCUUACCUGCCAGGCAUGGCGCGGUGGCUGCGGGCCGGCAGGUGCCGGGGCAGGCAGGGCGGCAUUCCCCCGACGGGACGGGCGCUGGCGCUGCUGCUGCCGCUAUGGCUGGGCGCGGCGGCCGGCGACGCGGCGCCGGUGUAUAACCUCAGCCUGACAGUGGACGAGGGGCUGCCGGCAGAGACACUGGUGGGCGACAUCCGCGCGGGGUUGCCGGCGGGCGCGGACCCGCCCGGGGGCUUUCUACUGUCGGAGGGGAGCGGCGAGUCGGCGCUGCUGGCGGACUUCCACGUCCAGCCGGAGACGGGCAUCAUCCGCACGGCGCGGCGCCUGGACCGGGAGCGGCGGGCGCGCUACAGCUUCGCGGCUGCAACGCUGCGCGGCGAGGUGGUUCAGGUGGAGAUCGCUGUCACCGACGUGAACGACCACCCGCCACGCUUCCCGAAGGACAAUCUGCAGCUCAACAUCUCCGAGCUCAGCCCGCCUGGCACCGCUUUCCGCUUGCCGGCUGCCCGUGACCCCGAUGCCGGCCUCUUCGGCACGCAGGGCUACGCGCUGUUGGAGCAGGGGGGCGCGGCGGGGGAGCCGCCGCUCUUCCACCUGCGCUAUGUGCGGCCGGAGCCGCUGGAGCUGGUGCUGCUGCGGCGUCUGGACCGAGAACGGGCGGACGUCCACCGGCUGGUGGUGGAGGCGUGGGACGGCGGCAGCCCGCGGCGACGCGGCCACCUGCGGGUGUCCGUGCGGGUGCUGGACGAGAACGACAAUGCUCCCGCAUUUAGCCGCGGCGAGUACCGGGCGCGGUUGCGGGAGGACGCGCCGCCAGGCACCGCCGUCUGCCGCCUGCGGGCCACUGACCCCGACCUGGGCGCCAACGGCGAGGUGCGGUACGCCAUCAAUCGCCGGCAGAGCGACCCCGACGGCUACUUCGCGGUGGAGGAGGGCAGCGGCGUCCUGCGCCUCCGCCGCCCGCUGGACCGCGAGGAGCGGGCCCUGCACCACCUUGUCGUGGAGGCGCAGGACGGCGGCGCCCAGCCCGAGGUCUCCAGCGUCCUCGUCUCCGUGGCCGUGCUGGACGUGAACGACAACCGGCCCUCCAUCCAUCUGCUCUACCUCACCGAGACCGGCGGCCCGCAGGUCUCCGAAGGGGCGCGGCCCGGCGACUACGUAGCCCGAGUGUCCAUCUCGGACGCCGACGAGGGCGGCAGCGGGGAGGGCGGCGACAGCAUCGCGCUGGCCCUGCUGGGCGGCGACGGCGCCUUCGCGUUGCGGACGGCCGGGGCCGGUGUCUUCUUCCUCUGCGUGGCGGGGCCGCUGGACCGCGAGAGCCGCGACCUGUACGAGCUGCGGCUGGUGGCCAUGGACGGCGGCACGCCGCCGCUGUCCGCCGAGGAGCCGCUGCUGCUGCGCGUCGCCGACCUCAACGACGAGACACCCGCGUUCCCGCAGCCCCACUACCGCGCCGCCGUCUCGGAGGCCGCUUGCCCCGGCACCGCCGUGCUCUGCCUCAGCGCCUCCGACGCCGACGAGCCGGGCUCGCCCAACUCCGAGGUGCGGUACGCGCUGGAGGGCGACGCGGCCGCCCUGGCCCUGCUGCGCAUCGACGCGCGGAGCGGCGCCGUCAGCACUCGCGGGCGCCUGGACCGGGAGCGGCAGGAGGCGCUGGAGCUGCGCGUGGUGGCGCGGGACGGCGGGGUCCCGCCGCGCGCCGCCGCGUGCCGCCUCAGCGUGCGCGUGGAGGACGCCAACGACAACGAGCCGCGGUUCGAGCGCGCCGUGUACCGCGCCCGCCUGGCCGAGCACACCGCGCUAGGCCGCCCCCUCCUCCAGGUCAAUGCAACAGAUGCAGAUGCUGAUCAGUUUGGAGAAAUUGAGUAUUCUCUUUACGAUGGAUUUAAUUUUUACAAAAAAUCCAAAGCUUUCCAGAUUGAUCCACACACUGGUCAGAUCUUUGUGUCUCAAGACAUUGACAGAGAAGGAGAUCCAACUACUUAUGAUCUCUUAGUAAAAGCUACAGAUGGGGGUGGUCUGAGUGCCCAAGCUUUUGUUCACAUUGAGAUAGAAGAUAUUAAUGACAAUCAACCUGUUUUUGAACAAGACAUCUAUGUGACAAGUAUCAGCAGUCACACACAGCUGGGAACAGAAAUCAUCAAUGUUGUUGCCAUAGACAGAGAUUCAGGAAUAUUUGGCAUUGUCACAUAUGAGCUGGUUCCAGGAGAAUUUUCUUCUUUUUUCACAGUGGAUACAUCCACAGGAAUUAUUUACCUGACUUCAGCUUUUGGCCACCUGGCACGUUCUGCACUCUUCCUGACUGUUUCUGCCUGCGAUGGGGGUGGCCUUCCCUCUGCCAGCAAUGCAGCUAUCACAGUAAAUAUCCUUCAGACUGUUGUGGUCCCUGCUAUAUUUGAGAGAUCCCGAUAUAGCUUUUCUGUUCCAGAAGAUGCCCCUGAAGACAGUGUGAUUGGCACCGUAAAGGCCAGAAAGCCCCCAAAUUCGUUAGAAGUAGUUUCUUACAGAAUUUGCUCCGGUGAUCCGCAUGGAAAGUUCUCUAUCGAUCCCCAGUUUGGCAUUAUCCGCACCAAGAAAGAGCUUGACCAUGAAGCUCAGCCUGUUGUGGUGCUCACUGUUCAGUCACAGCUGGGUAAUUUCCCCAUCUACACCAGCACUCAAGUCAACAUAUCUGUUACAGACAUUAAUGACAACCCUCCAGUAUUUCUUGCCAAAUCUGGUAAGGUAACCAUCUCACACACCCAGCCUCCUGGUACUGCUAUCUACAUUGCUCAUGCUGAAGAUAAAGACAGUCACCUAAAUGGGGCAAUUAAAUACAGUAUUGCAAGCAAGCAGUCAGAUGCAUUUAGCAUUGAUCCAAGUCUUGGAGUGGUAAACCUUACCAGGACAGUCUUUGAGGAAAAGCAGAAGGAAUAUACUCUACACAUAGCAGCUGAAGACUGUGGAAGUCCUCCUCUGACUUCUUUGCUGAUGUUGACAGUGGUUAUUGAAGAGCAGAAGAUGGGCCCUAUUUUGGUUUUCCAAAGCUUGGUGUAUCAAGUAGAAAUCAGUGAAACUACCUCUCUAGGUGCCCAAAUUCUUCAGGUUCAAGCCCAGUCACUUAAUUCACAGAACAUUACCUCCAAUCUGACCUAUUCCUUAGAGCCGAGCACUGAUUCUCUUGCAUUUGGAAUCAGCUCUGAUACUGGCUGGAUUUAUCUUCGGAAGCAUUUGAACUAUGAAUGCGCACAGAUGCUGAGUUUUAGAGCCUUGGUCAGCACAUCUGAGGACAAAAAGCUUAGGCAAAAUGCAAGUACAUCUAUAAUAGUUAAUGUCCUGGAUGAAAAUGAUCAUUCUCCCAUGUUUAUGCGUAAGAGCUACUUCUUUGAGGUUGAGGAGAAUCUGAUUCCCAGUGGUGUGGUUGGCACCAUUACAGCUGUUGACAAAGACUCAGGAAGAAAUGGACAGCUUUCCUAUUUCCUCUUGUCUGAUGGAAAGUAUUUCAAGAUCAAUUCUAACACAGGUGAAAUCAUAAACUGGGCGGCGCUGGACCGCGAGGAGCGGGCGCACCAUGUGCUGCAGGUGCUGGUGACGGACGCGGGCCGGCCCCGGCGCAGCGCCACGGCCGCCGUGCGCAUCUCCGUGCGCGACCGCAACGACCACGCGCCGCGCUUCCCGCAGGGGGCGCUGCGGCGGCAGGUUUUGGAAGGGCAGCCAUCAGGGACACUUGUUACCACCAUCUUUGCAAAAGACUUCGAUUCUGGGAACAACAGUGUUGUAUUAUAUUCAGUAGAAUCAGAAGAGGAUAUAGGAUACUUCCAGAUUGAUGCUGUCAGUGGAGAGUUAAGAACAACCCAGCCUCUGUCACAUGCUGAGAGAUCCAACUAUAGAAUGAUCAUCACAGCCAAGGACCAGGGGAUACCUUCGCUUCAAGGAAGUGCUACUGUUUACAUCCAGGUGAUCCCACUUCCCAAUGGGAGAUCUGGCUUCUCUCAAGACUUCAAGCACUUUGUCAUACCUGAAAAUUUUAAACCUGCACAAGUGUUGGAUUCUCUGAAGGCGCCAAGUAACCAUCUAGCACUUAACAGGAAACUGCAUUUCAGUAUUGCUAAAGAUGAUAAUGUUAAUUUUGAAAUAGACAGCUUGACAGGAGAACUUUAUCUUUCCAAGGAGCUUGACUAUGAGACAGAUUCACACUUUCUUUUGCAAGUUAUUAUAAAGGAUUAUAAUAAUCCCCAACAAAAUAGCACUGUCUUCCUAAGCAUUGAUGUAGAAGAUAAGAAUGAUAAUUCUCCAUAUUUUCAAGAAGACUUUGUAGUGAUUGGCAUAGAAGAAAAUGUACCUGUUGGCACUCUAGUUUACACAUUCAAUGCAAAGGAUGGAGAUGGCAGUUUUCUGAACAGCAAAAUAGAGUAUUCCUUAGAAAUGAGUAACAGGGGUGAAAAUCAGUUUCUUAUUCACCCUUUGUAUGGCACCUUGACCACAGCUUCUCCACUAGACAGGGAGAUUACUUGUUCUGUGAUCUUGACGGUGUUUGCAGAAGACCAGGCAAUAAAUCUGACUGAUCGUCGGCUGGUUUCCCUGGCUGUGAAAAUUGUCAUUUUAGAUAUCAAUGACAACAGUCCCAGUUUUAUGUCUUCACCUCUCUCCUAUGUCAUGGAGGAUGUGGAGGUGGGCUUCCUUGUACACCGUGUAAUUGCAAAGGAUCCUGAUGAGGGAAGAAAUGGACAAGUUACUUAUAACAUUCUUUCAGGCAAUGAAAACAAAGCAUUUGUACUGGAUAAAAUCACAGGACUCUUAACUACAGCCCAGUUUCUAGACCGUGAGGUUCAGGAGUGCUACAGUUUGACAGUCAUAGCUCUCGAUGAUGGCAGCCCAGCUCUCUCUGCCACACAAGUUCUAACCAUCAUUGUUCUUGAUGUGAAUGAUGAGACCCCAGUAUUUCUGAAGCAACUUUAUGAGACUGAAGUCCAUGAAAACCGAGAUCCAGGGGAGUUUGUCAUAAGAGUGGAGGCUGUGGACCGAGAUGCAGGACUGAAUUCCUUCCUUCAGUAUGAAAUCUUACCAGGAACUGGUUAUGAGAAAUUCAAGAUGAAUUCAGACAGUGGAGAACUCGUAACAGCUGCAUCGCUGGACAGGGAAGCCCAGGAGGUUUUCAGUAUUAAAGUUUUGGUUCGGGACAGUGGAACCCCGUCACUGUCAAGCACAGUGACAGUAAUAUUCACAGUGCUGGAUGAAAAUGAUCACUCUCCCACGUUUCUUCUUCCUUCCUCUGAGAUCUUUAUUCCAGAGAACCAGCAGCUUUCUGUUGUUUACAUUAUUCGGGCUGUAGAUAUGGAUGCUGGCAAUAAUGGAACUCUAAGAUACAAAAUAAUUGGUGGAAAUGUUGGAGAAUACUUCACACUAAAUAACACAUCAGGCAAGCUGCUGGUCACUCGUAGCUUAGACAGAGAAGACGUCAGCAAUUUCACUCUUGUAAUUGAGUGCCAUGACCUAGGCAGUCCCUCAAGAAGCUCCACUGCACAGCUCUGUAUAACAGUCUUGGAUGAAAAUGACCACAGCCCAUUGUUUGCAGAGGCCCAGUAUCAAAUCUCUGUGACAGAAGACCUGGAGGAAGGCUCAGCCAUCCUGGACCUUUCUGCUUCUGACAAAGAUGCUGGCCUGAAUGGUGAAGUUAUGUACUCCCUCAUUGAUGACACCUAUGGAGCAUUUGCAAUUGACAGUGUCACGGGAUCCAUCAUUACUACAAAGGCACUGGACCGGGAGACCAAGUCCCAGUACACAUUUAGGGCUGUGGCAAGUGACCAUAGCACCUAUUUUCCAAGGAGCACCACUGUCAGUAUUGUGGUGCAUGUUGAUGAUGUCAAUGACAACAAUCCCAUUUUUUUGCAGAAUCCUAUCAGAGUCUUUGUGCCUGCUGAAACUGCUGUGAAUGAGACAGUAGCCACUGUGAGAGCAGAGGAUAUGGAUCUGGGAUCAAAUGGAGUGAUUGUUUUUAAUUUGAUGAUGGCAGAAGCUCUAUUUCAGAUCAAUGUGAAGACAGGUGACAUCAUUCUUCGGAAGCCCUUGGCUUCCAAGGACUUCAGUACCCAGCUGCUAGUGACAGCAUCAGAUCAAGGCUCUGCACCUCGAACAGCCACAGCUAUGGUCAUUAUCUUUACAGAAGAGCAAGAGGAGGUGAUCUCGUUCAGCCACAGCCUGUAUGAAGCAAGUGUGCCUGAGAACAGUGCAGCAGGUAAAUCACUUCUAACAGUAGAAGCCUAUGAACACAAAUUUACAGGAGAAGACAUAAAAUACAGCAUAUUCAGUGACCAGGAAAUAUUCUCCAUACACCCUGUUACAGGCACAAUCACAGUAAAAGAGCAAAACUACCUUGAUUGUGAAGUUAAGUGUAAAAUACAGCUUAGAGUUAUGGCUGAAAAUAGCUUCAAUUCAGUGUUCUGUGGAGUCACAAUUUUGAUUCAAGAUGUGAAUGACAAUGGACCGAAAUUUGAGCAAAGCUAUUACAAAGCAUCAGUAUGGGAAGGCCAGAGUCCUAAAACAGACAUCAUACAGACUGAUGAUAAUACUUGUUCAGCAACCAAAAAAAUACAAAGAGGACUCUUCGAAGAGUAA